Messenger RNA from Symbiodinium natans, 483 nucleotides. The record is from the annotation of a GenBank genome assembly. NCBI's taxonomy places the organism in Eukaryota, Dinophyceae, Suessiales, Symbiodiniaceae.
AUGGGCCAGUGCUGGCCCGGCGAGCGAAAAAUUGAGGUCACUCCGGAGCCCUUUGUGCCAUUCCCUCCUCUUCCAGCUGAUGAGGCGCCAGAGGUCUUGAGCGCUGAUGAGUCUCCAUUUUCGUGGAUCUGGCAAGAGGUGGCGAACGGCCUAUCCUACUGGUUGCUGGGCGCAGCGGCCCGCGAAGGGUCCACGCCAAAUGCCGAAUGGUGGGGUGACGGCGCCUGGGCCCGCUAUGCCCGAACUCUCCAGGGCGAUGCCCUGCGGGCCUUUUCGUUGUUGACGGAGCUCGGCAUUGUCACGCGGAAGGAGCUCAAGGACGAUGAGACACCAGUGGCGCAGGAUCACAUGGAGACCUGCGUGCGGAUUGGUGUGCAGAUGCUCCAGCUGUCGUUGCACGAUGAGCAGACAGCGAAAGAGUUCUUCCGCGAGCAACUGAGGGUCGCCAUGCCGCCUCUUCUGCCACCUCCGUGGAUGUGCUGA